CUCCAACGUUUCACUGAGCGAGUUUUUCAAAUCAAACUGAGAAGCGCCGCUUUUGAGACGCGAGUAACAGAAACACGUUGAAACAGCAUCACCAUGCAGAGACCGGGCAAAGGGAAGGCUCCCCGACGGCCCGCCCCAAAGAGGAGUCCAAAUGUGGAGAAGGAUCCUGUGGGAGUAUACUGCCGAAUCCGUCCUCUGGGAAUGGAUGAUCAGGAAUGCUGUGUUGAAAUGAUCAGUAACACCACCAUUCAGCUGCAUGCUCCGGAUGGACUAAAGGCCAACCGUAAUGGAGAAUACAAAGAGAUGCAGUACUCCUUCAAAAAAGUAUUUGGUGUUAAUACCAGUCAAGUGGAAUUGUUUGAGGAUGUAGCCAAGCCUCUGGUUGAGGACCUUAUCCACAGCAAAAAUGGUCUGCUGUUCACAUACGGUGUGACUGGAAGUGGAAAAACCUUCACCAUGACUGGUUCACCUGGAGAAGGAGGACUCCUCCCUCGGUCCUUGGACAUGCUUUUUAACAGCAUCGGCCCCUUUCAGGCCAAAAGAUUUGUUUUCAAGCCAGAUGAUAAAAAUGGGAUGGACAUCCAGGACACUGUGGAUGCUCUCUUGGAAAGGCAAAAGCGAGAUAGCCAACAGCCAGCUGUGCCCAAGACUCCUUCGAGGCAGAAGGCAGACCCUGAGUUUGCGGACAUGAUCAGUGCAGAGGAGGCCUGUAAAUCAGACAGUGUAGAUGAAGACUGCUGUUACAGUGUCUUUGUGUCAUACAUCGAAAUCUAUAACAACUACAUCUAUGACCUUCUCGAGGAGGCUCCGUUUGACCCAAUCAAACCAAAGUGGCUUGAUGGUGGCACUCCUGUGCGAAACAAAGAGUUCAUACCUCCACAGUCAAAGCUCCUGCGUGAGGACCAGAACCAUAACAUGUACGUGGCUGGGUGCACUGAGGUGGAAGUAAAGUCCACUGAAGAGGCUUUCGAAGUCUUUUGGAAAGGUCAGAAAAAAAGGAGAAUCGCCAACACUCAGCUGAACCGUGAGUCGAGUCGCUCCCACAGCGUGUUCACACUGAAGCUGGCUCAGGCGCCUCUGGACGCAGACGGAGACCACAUCCUGCAGGACAGAAACCAAGUGAGCGUGAGUCAGCUGUGUCUGGUGGACCUGGCAGGCAGUGAACGCACCAACAGGACCAGAGCUGAGGGCAGCCGCCUCAGGGAAGCUGGUAACAUUAACCAGACUCUGAUGACACUCCGAACGUGUAUGGAGGUGCUGAGGGAAAACCAGCUGUGUGGGACUAAUAAGAUGGUACCUUAUAGAGAUGCCAAAAUAACCCAUAUCUUUAAAAACUACUUCGACGGUGAGGGCAAAGUCAGAAUGGUUGUAUGCGUCAACCCAAAAGCAGAUGACUAUGAGGAGACCAUGUUGGUGAUGCGCUUUGCUGAGAUGACCCAGGAGGUGGAGGUGGCACGGCCCGUCGACCGGCCCAUCUGUGUUCUGGCCGCUGGGCGCCGACACAGAAACCAGGCCUACAAAGAGGAGCUGAGCAGGAGGCUGGAGGAGAGAGCAGCGGCCACUGCUGUGGACGACCCACUCCUGCUCACUCAGCUGAUUGAGAGCCUGCCCCCACUGCCCCCCUGCACGCUAGUCGACCCUGCUGAUGAUCAGCUGCUGCCUAACCUCAUCCAGGUCCUCGAGAAGAGGCUCCACAUCCGCCAGAUGCUGACUGAGCAGUUCAACAAGACCGCUAAUAUCAUUCGAUCCACGCUGGACCAGUUUGGCUCACAGGUCAAUGUCAAAGAAGCCCUGAUCCACAGCCAGCAGAGUAGACUGGGUGAAAAGGAGAAACUAAUCCUCAACCAGAAGACUGAAAUUGAGCGCUUAGAAAAGAAGUCAAAGACCCUUGAGUAUAAGAUUGACAUCCUGCAGAAGACCACAGACAUGUACGAGCAGGACAAGCGCUCCCUGGAGCAGGAGCUGGAGACCCGGGAGCAGUGCCUGCAGAGGGAGCUGACAGAGCGCAAGCGCAUGCAGGGCAUGGUGGCCGACACCAAGCUCAAGUGGGAGAAGGAGUGUGUGAGGAGGGUGAACGCUAAGCAGCUGGAGAUGCAGAACAAGCUGUGGGUGAAGGAUGAGAAGCUAAAGCAGCUCAAAGCCAUCGUGACCGAGAGCAACAGCAGUGGAGGAGUGCAAGAGCGCCCCCAGAGGCCAUCCAGAGAAAAGGACCGCACUGCCGGACAGAAGAGGUCUGCCUCCCCCUCGCCAAUGCCUCCGAUCCCCGUGCACCCCACACACCGGCGCUCUCACUCGUGCGGGGCCGAGAAGUGGGUGGAUCACAAGCCCAGCACAAACCUGGAGCUCGACACUGUCAUGCAGCCCAUCGUCCACAACGCCAUCACAGUGUCCAGCCCCAACGAGAAGGCUCUGGCCAAGUGCCGCAAGUACAUGCUCAGGCACCAAGAGCUGGCCUCGGACGGGGAGAUCGAGACCAAACUCAUCAAGGGUGACGUGUUCAAAACCAGAGGAGGAGGACAGGCUGUGCAGUUCACAGACAUUGAGACUCUCACACAGGAGGACCCCGCGGGCCCCAGCCGAAAGAGGCGAUCGGGGUCAGCAGAGUCCCUUCAGAUGGAUGACAGAGAAAACAGACCCCCUGGGACGAGUUCAUUCCCUGUGCAUCAGAAGCGGAGGAAGCAGUGAGCUGCUGCUUGACCACACAGAUGGAUCUUCUGGGCCUCUUCCUGCUGCAGUCCACAGGAGACGCUCCAGAGCAGAUGUGUGGUGUGAACUAUGCAUUACCCUGAAGGCAUUACAGUGCAAUUUUAACUUAUUGAUUUCUAAGAUUUUGGCCAAGUAGCCCUGAAUCCUUUUAGUGUAUUCUGUUCAAUCCUGUUUUCUUUUUGUGUUCCUAAUCUUUAGUGGUGGCUCUAUUUUACUGUAGCUUUUAAAUCCAUUCUGCAUCCACCCAAAGAGUGCACCUCUUGCCUCAUGUCAAGAGAUGCUUUUUGUGAAAAUGGCUUUUGUGUUGGCUUAAUGGACUCUUUGAAUGAGGAAAAAAAGAAUGGCUUCAUGCUGGAUGUACUUUUUACAUGUGUAUAUAUUCAACAUCUGUGUAGAUGUAGCACCUGCUCUUUUUGAUUUAGACAUUUGUUUGGAUUUAAUCUUUUCAUGUUUGUGUGAAUACAUUUAAUCUUUUCAUGUUU
This is a messenger RNA of Boleophthalmus pectinirostris (great blue-spotted mudskipper), 3188 nucleotides long. RefSeq names its product kinesin-like protein KIF23. NCBI's taxonomy places the organism in Eukaryota, Metazoa, Chordata, Actinopteri, Gobiiformes, Gobiidae. Gene Ontology annotation, cellular component: kinesin complex; nucleus; microtubule. Gene Ontology annotation, molecular function: microtubule binding; ATP binding; ATP hydrolysis activity. The record is from RefSeq and is a predicted model, not a curated record. The coding region runs from base 94 to 2685 and encodes 863 amino acids. Gene Ontology annotation, biological process: microtubule-based movement. The transcript has 23 exons.